CGGACUAUAUAAAGAGAAAGUAUUAUAGGUAAUUACGGAACACAAAUUCAGUUCAAAACUACGAUGCAUAUUAAAUUUUUACUCGCAGUUUUUUUAAUUACCAUAAAUGUGAUUUGUUCACAGACGUCACAAGGUAAACAUCAAAUUGAGAAAAUGGAAUUAGAACAAAUUAAAAAAACACCACAAUAUCAACAGGUCAGAACAAAAGUGAUAAAUGCAUUAUCAGAUAAAAUUGACAAUUAUGUAUUGGAUCAAAUAAGAAAAAAACCAUAAUUUAUUGUUUCAAUGAAUGAUUUGAAAAAAAAUAAUAAAUGAAUAAAC
Schistosoma bovis is the source of this 321-nucleotide messenger RNA. Lineage: Eukaryota; Metazoa; Platyhelminthes; Trematoda; Strigeidida; Schistosomatidae. The record is from the annotation of a GenBank genome assembly.